AUGGCAAGAGCUCAAGUGGGACUCCUGGGACCCUUCCCGGAGCCUCCGGUUGGGCCGUGCCCCGUCUCUGACUCUGACUCGGACUCUGAGGAUGCUGCUGUGGGUGGCACAGGACCUGGUACCGGGGUGCAGAGCCCCUCCCAGGUCAUCCACAGCGGCCACUUCAUGGUGUCAUCCCCGCACAGCGACUCGUUACCCCGUCGGCGCCACCACCGCACCGAGCCCGAACCAGCUGAUCCCCGGAGCAUCGACCCAACCCUCACCCGGCUCUUCGAGUGCAUGAGCCUGGAGUACAGUGGGAAGCUGGUGUCUCCAAAGUGGAAGAAUUUCAAGGGGCUGCGGCUGCUUUGUCGGGAUAAAAUUCGUCUCAACAACGCUAUAUGGAGAGCAUGGUACAUCCAGUCUGUGGAGCGGAGGAAGAACCCUGUGUGUGGCUUCAUCACCCCGCUGGAGGGGUCAGAGGCUGAUGAGCACCGAAAACCAGAGGCUGUUGUGCUGGAGGGAAACUACUGGAAACGCCGUAUCGAGGUGGUGAUGAGGGAGUACCACAAGUGGAGGAUCUACUACAAGAAGCGGCUCCGAAAGUCCACCCGGGAGGGAGAGCUCUCCAGUCCAAAGAGGGAUGAGGAUGUCUGGAGGCCAACGGAGAAAUGGUGCAACCAGCUGUUCUGCAACGUGGUGCCCAUGCUGCUUGAGGAUGAGGAAGAGGAGCCAGGGGGUAGGCAGCACUUCGACUUGGAUACCUUCCUCUCAGACAUCUCUGAUACCCUCUUCACCAUGACACAGAUGCCCAGCACCCACCAGGCACUUCCCGAAGAUGCAUAUGUUGGGAAUGCUGACAUGAUACAGCCGGACUUGGCAUCCCUGCAGCCCAGCCUGGACGAUAUGGAGAUCUCGGAUAUCUUCACCAGCCACCGACCACCAUCAUCGCAGACACAGCUGGGCUACCAGGAGCCACCCUGUUUUGUGCCCAUGGCUGAGCCCCUGUUCAGUGGCGAGGGGUCCCUGAUGGGUGCUCGGGGGCUGCCUGUAAGCCCUGAGCCCCCACUCGCGCCCAGCACCCUCCUCCAGCCCGGCGGUGCCUCCCAGCUUGGCCUCCAUGGCGCCUUCCUGGGCCCUGAGCUUCCCCCGGCCCCCAUGCCCCCCGAGGUCCCUGCCGCAGCACCCGGUGGCCUCAGCCCCCAGCUUCAACACAAGCCCCUGCUGCAGUAUGGCCUCCCUGGCAAGUGCCUCAGCCUGGAGCCACCAGGACCCCACUUUUCCCCCGCCAGCCCAUCCCCCGGGGCACCACUGCUAGGCCAGAACCCCCCAUUCUCCCUCACCUCAGCCCCCCACUCCAAGUUCCCCUACGCCAGCUCGCCCGGCCCCCCACUUCUCACCCACUCCACCUCCCCGCUCCUGGCACCCUGCUUCGCCCCCCAUGCCCCAGGGCCGGGCUAUGCCCCAGACAUGGUGCCCCCGGGGUACCCCAGCCCGGCUGCCCCCCAGCUCCUGCCGCCCGCCCUGCUGGGCAACCCCAGGUUUGCCCCCCGCAAGGGGCUGCCCCAGGGUGGGGGCGGGCGGCCGAAGGCGAAGUCUGGCAGCACCAAGGCGAAGAGGCUGCCGGGACCCCCUGCGCCACCUCACCUGGCUGUGCCCAGCCCCUGCCUGAGCCAGUUGCUGACCACAGCCAAGCAGGAGCCGGCCUUGGAUGUCCCACGCCUGAUGGAUGCAGGACUCAUGCCCGCAUCCCCUGUCUCCCCGCAGAGUUCUGUCCCUGAAGUCCCUGCCACGUUCCUCUCCAGAAUGGCCCAGCUGAGCUCAGCACUGUCUCCUGGCUCCAGCCCUUCCCAAGCAGUGCCGGUGCCACUGGCAGGCACCCAGCCAGGCUCACUGCUCGUCCCCAAGGCGGAGCGGCUGUCCCCCACGUCAGCUUGUGGCAGCGACUGGCCCAAGCCUGGCCAGGCUUCCCCAGGACCCACUGUAGGGCUGGGUGCUGGCAUCUCUCUGCACCACCCCCUGUCCCGUCGGGGCAGGCCUGAGUCCAGCAAGAUGGAGAGCCGCCGCAUCACGCACAUCUCUGCUGAGCAGAAGAGACGCUUCAACAUCAAGCUGGGCUUCGACACGCUGCACAGCCUGGUGAGCACGCUGAGCGCCCAGCCCAGCAUCAAGGUCAGCAAGGCCACCACCUUGCAAAAGACAGCCGAGUACAUCUGCAAGCUGCAGCAAGAGCGGGCAGCCCUGCAGGAUGAGGCGCAGAGGCUGCGGGAGCAAAUCGAGGAGCUCAAUGGCUCCAUCAACCUGUGCCAGGAGCAGCUGCCAGCCACAGGGGUGCCCAUCACACGCCAGCGCUUUGACCAGAUGCGUAGCAUGUUUGACGAGUAUGUCCGCUCCUCCACACUACAGAACUGGAAGUUCUGGAUCUUCAGUAUCAUCAUCCGGCCCCUCUUCGAGUCUUUCAACGGCAUGGUCUCCACGGCCAGCAUGGAGAGCCUCACCCAGACAUCUCUUGCCUGGCUGGACCAGCACUGCUCCCUCCCAGCACUUCGGCCAACCGUCCUGAGCUCUCUCCGGCAGCUGAGCAUUUCCACCUCUAUCCUGAGCGACCCAGCCUGCGUCCCUGAGCAGGCCACUCGGGCAGUGGCAGGGAUGGGCCACGGUGGCAGCUCCUCUUAG
Messenger RNA from Athene cunicularia (burrowing owl), 2655 nucleotides. It is a transcript of the gene MLXIPL, whose product is annotated as MLX interacting protein like. Gene Ontology annotation, molecular function: DNA-binding transcription factor activity, RNA polymerase II-specific; RNA polymerase II cis-regulatory region sequence-specific DNA binding; protein dimerization activity. NCBI's taxonomy places the organism in Eukaryota, Metazoa, Chordata, Aves, Strigiformes, Strigidae. Gene Ontology annotation, cellular component: nucleus. Gene Ontology annotation, biological process: regulation of transcription by RNA polymerase II. The record is from RefSeq and is a predicted model, not a curated record. The coding region runs from base 1 to 2655 and encodes 884 amino acids. The transcript is spliced from 17 exons.